AUGGAGGUGGUGCGGACGCAGCAGGCCUCGAAGGAGCGGGGAGCCUUCGACGAGGCGGCUCUCACUGGGAUCCCUACCCAACCGAUGGCGCUCGCCGUGGCCCCACACGGCGCGGCCGGCCGCUGCGUGGAGGCGGCAGCGGGCGAGGUUGGCGAGCUGCUCGGCCUCAUCGAUAACGCCGACGUCACGCGCCGCUUCGACGGCUACACGGACCGUGCGGCGACGGAGAAGAAGAUCCUGCGCGACGUUGCGGCGGUCGGAGACCUCUACUUCUCGACGGGCGACCUCGUCCGGCAAGACGCGGAAGGGUUCGUGUACUUCGUGGCGGAGAUACUGAGCGCCGCUCCGGGCGUGAGCGAGUCGACAGUCUACGGCGUCUCUGUCGGCUCGCUCGAGGGCCGCGCCGGCAUGGCGGCGCUCGUCGUCGAGGCCGCAGCUUCAGCGUUGAGGCGCUGGCCCAGACCGUGGCGUCCUUACCCCGAGCUCACGGCCACCUUCAAGAUUCGGAAGGGCAAGUUGGUGGAGCAAGGCUUCGACCCGGCGGUCGUCAGCGACGUGUGGCUCUACGAGGAGGCGGCGGGGGCGUACAGGCCUCUGGAUGUAGAGCUGCACAGGCGGCUCGUAAGCGGGCAAGUAAAGCUCUGA
This is a messenger RNA of Emiliania huxleyi CCMP1516, 645 nucleotides long. RefSeq lists its product as hypothetical. The coding region runs from base 1 to 645 and encodes 214 amino acids. Lineage: Eukaryota; Haptophyta; Isochrysidales; Noelaerhabdaceae. The transcript is spliced from 4 exons. The record is from RefSeq and is a predicted model, not a curated record. Gene Ontology annotation, molecular function: long-chain fatty acid transmembrane transporter activity; long-chain fatty acid-CoA ligase activity.